Messenger RNA from Microdochium trichocladiopsis, 1320 nucleotides. RefSeq lists its product as uncharacterized. The coding region runs from base 1 to 1320 and encodes 439 amino acids. The transcript has 6 exons. Lineage: Eukaryota; Fungi; Ascomycota; Sordariomycetes; Xylariales; Microdochiaceae. Gene Ontology annotation, biological process: translation. The record is from RefSeq and is a predicted model, not a curated record. Gene Ontology annotation, molecular function: structural constituent of ribosome. Gene Ontology annotation, cellular component: membrane; ribosome.
AUGUCCGGCGCAACCACCACCUGGCUGUCGAGGCAGCGCAAGUCUGACCUUACCGAGCUCGCGCAGCACACCGGGCUCAAGAACUACGAAUCUCUCAAGAAGACGGAGCUCGAGCUGGCCCUUGACGAGUAUCUCGCCGAGAACUCGAACCAGUUCUCGUCAGACUCGAAGCUCGCGCCCUACUACUCGAGUCGUGCCAAGGCGGCUGGCUCGCCCGUCAAGAAGGAUGCCGAGGUGACAGACAAGCUGCGCGUAGCCAAGCGCAGGGCGACAAAGAGUGUCGAGGACCUUGUCAACCAGGACUCCGAGUCGGAACCAACCGCCAUUUCCAGUGCGCUGGUCCAGACCCCUGGCCGCGCGCUCUCGCUCGCCCAGCGCAUUCCUCUGCCAGCCACGCCUGCAGACGUUGCUAACGCCGUCGACCGCUCCACCCAGGCUGUCCGCGUGCGUGCUGCUUCGAUAUACAAGGAGUCUGGCAUCACCGAGGCCACUAAUGCGACGCGGGAGAGCCUCUCUUCGGUCACCUCGGUCCUGUUCCUCAUCUCCGCCUUUGAGUUGUACUUCCUCCGACCCGAACUACUCACCGACCGCUACGCCUUUACCUUCCCGGCAAUUUCUUUGCUGGGCACCAAGGAUUACCCAGUAUUCGUCCCCGACUUGUUCCUGCUUCUGACGUCUUCUUUCUGGAACCCUGCGCUGCUCUGGGCCUUUACAAGUACCAUUCUGCCCACACUGGCGGGCUACUUCGUCAACUUGACCACUGGUGCCCACCAUGGUCGUGUUACCCGCCGCACGGCUCCCGCGCCCGACUAUGUUGUGGACCCGCUGACCUUCAGCGUGGUCAAGGCCGUCAUCUCGUUUGUGGUCUAUGGCCAAGGCGUCACGUUUGGUGGGUGGGUGAGCCCCAGCUCGAUCGAGCGCAUCAACACGGCUGUCUACGGCGGCUACAAGGGCGUCCUGGUCGGCUCUGCCAUCACUGCCCUGUUCAGCAUCUACGAUGCUGUCAACAUUCCCAAGACCCGUAAGACCUACUGCAAGGGCAAGGAGUGCAAGAAGCACACCCAGCACAAGGUCACCCAGUACAAGGCUGGCAAGGCCUCGCUCUUCGCGCAAGGAAAGAGACGUUACGACCGCAAGCAGUCCGGUUACGGUGGUCAGACCAAGCCCGUGUUCCACAAGAAGGCCAAGACGACAAAGAAGGUCGUCCUGAGACUGGAAUGCGUUGCCUGCAAGACUAAGCUCCAGCUGGCGCUGAAGCGCUGCAAGCACUUCGAGCUUGGUGGUGACAAGAAGACCAAGGGUGCCGCUCUUGUUUUCUAA